Mus caroli (Ryukyu mouse) is the source of this 321-nucleotide messenger RNA. NCBI's taxonomy places the organism in Eukaryota, Metazoa, Chordata, Mammalia, Rodentia, Muridae. The record is from RefSeq and is a predicted model, not a curated record.
AUGCUCGCAGGCCUAAAGCACCUCAUCUGUGGCUCACAUCCUGAGAUCCUGAGAUCAGUUUUUCAUCUCACUGAGAAGGAGGAGCUGCUGAACAAAAGGGUGAUGAAGUACUGGGCCAACUUUGCAAGACAUGGGAACCCCAACAGCGAGGGUCUACCCUCCUGGCCUGUGAUGGGCCGUGAUGAGCAGUACCUGCAGUUGGACACCCAGCCUGCUGUGGGUCGAGCCCUGAAGGCCAGAAGGCUGCAGUUCUGGACCAAGACUCUGCCCCAGAAGAUCCAGGAGCUCAAGGGUUCUCAGGACAAGCAUGCAGAGCUGUAG